Ceratina calcarata is the source of this 3747-nucleotide messenger RNA. RefSeq lists its product as uncharacterized. The record is from RefSeq and is a predicted model, not a curated record. Bases 862 to 3522 code for a protein of 886 amino acids. The transcript has 11 exons. Gene Ontology annotation, biological process: lipid metabolic process. NCBI's taxonomy places the organism in Eukaryota, Metazoa, Arthropoda, Insecta, Hymenoptera, Apidae.
AUUUGAGUUAACCAGAUUAAUCUGUUUAAAGAGAUGUUCGUGUAACAGUUCUUAACAUUUUUAUUACUUUAAAUUUGUGCCUGGCCUUAAUUAGAUCAUUUAGCAAAUGUGUUUUCUGCUAAUAAGACGUGCGCGAGAAGGUAUGUAUCACCCACUGGCGAUUCUUCGCGGGUCACGUAACUUGAACCGUGGCCAGUGAAGUCAACCUGAAUAUAAAAAAUGAAGUAUUUCACAAACUCUCAUCGGCAGGACUUAAUAACACUCUUUUAAUAGCGUUUUAAGUCCUCGAGCUAUACAUCUAAAUGAGCUGGAAACAAGACACGGUUGAUCUGAUCUCGUUUCUCGGUACACCUUAUCCGGUGCUAAAAUACAAUUUCGUAAUACCGGUGCGCACGCGUUUCGAUUCGCAACGUUAUGCGCCUAUACUGUUAUCCUUACUGCAAUGAAAUAAAUUAACGUCUGCCACGAGUACACGUUUCGCUGUAGCCGCAUCACCGUCGUUCCAUUCCACUACGUAACAAACGUGGUAUGAUGGACUGGAUAGCGGGAAACGAUGAAUCGCGGCGUUUUAACAAGUCCGUCGAGCGAAUCGGUGUACCUACCCGGUAAAGCCUUGAACGGUAUCCAAACGGUACCACGGGAGAACGUCUUUUCCCCGGCGAAUUCUCAGUUUGUCGCGUGUCCCCGUCGCGGUAGCGUGCGGCUCGCGUGCCUCGAUUUCUCGUUCAUGCCUCGCAAACCGGAACGGCAACGAAUAAAUAAACUGUGCGAUUAAUCUGUGCAAGUCUGAAGUGACCAACUAUCGAACAGAGGAUACUUCAAAAUUUGGAUCCUGAAAAUAAUAAUAACAAGGCUAUCAAGAUGCAAACUGGAUCGAUUCUCCUUUUCCUGAACGUUUUACUUCAAUGCUACAUUUGGAAGAUCGUUAUCGCCGGCGAUAAGCUUCGCGUAGCCUUCCAAUGGAAGCAGCUGGAAUACGAAUGGCCGAGCAACGAGACGAAGUUACUCUUCCCAGGAUAUAAGCAGGAAGAUAAUCUUCCUCUCGGCCUCGAGAUUACGAGCAACAGGAUCUUUGUUACUGUGCCGAGAUGGAGGCGCGGCGUUGUUUCCAGUUUGAAUUAUUUUUAUAUGAAUGAUACGCGCGAAUCUCCAACUCUGAUUCCGUACCCCUCGUGGGAGGCGCAUGAAUACAAAGAUGGCAAAGUGCCGGAGAUCAUUUCGACGUUUAGAAUCCGUGCGGAUCGCUGCGAGAGACUUUGGGUUCUCGACACUGGAUUCACUGAUAUGCUGGAUACGCCGGAGCAGCAUGCGCCGCCGGCAUUGCUCGUAUACGACCUGAGGAAUGACCAACUGCUACGGAAGUUCGUCAUCCCCGAGGACCAAAAAACGGCCGAUUACCUUUUUGCGAACAUCGCCGUCGAGGAUUACUCAUGCGAGGACAGUUACGCUUAUUUGGGAGAUCUCGCCGGACCGGGACUCGUUGUCUAUUCAUGGAAGUCUGACAAGUCAUGGCUAGUUAAACAUCACUUCUUUGAGUCCGAUCCCAAAUUCAGUGACUUCAACGUGUCUGGCAUCGCGUUCCACUGGACCGACGGCCUGUUCGGUAUGAGCCUUCAACCAACGAAUGACGGCUACAGUACGAUGUACUUCCAUCCGCUUUCCAGUAACAUGGAGUACUCUGUUAGUACCAAGUUAUUGAGAGACCCUGAACGUGCUACCUCCAAAGACAAUGUCAAUGAAUUCCACGCCCUUGGUUCUCGCGGAGACAAUGGUCAUAGCAGCGUGAGCUUCUUAGAUCCGAACACCGGUGUUCUUUUCUACGCGUUGACUAACAUGAACGCGAUAGCUUGUUGGAAGCCUCAAAAUAUGUUUACCCUGGAGCAGCAAGGAAUCAUUUAUGAAGAUAACAUUACAAUGGUCUUUCCUAACGAUUUGAAGGUUGACCGAAAUGGGAAUAUUUGGGUGUUGUCGGAUCGUUUGCCUAGCUUCAUGUACGCUCAUUUAGAUCCUGACGAUUACAAUUUUAGAAUUCUCACCGGGUCUGCCAAAGAAGCUAUAACGGAUACCGUUUGCUCCAUGAGUUCGCCUCCGAUUACAAAUAAUUCAGUUCAUUUCUCCACUUUUCGGCCACAAACGAGUAAAAGUGCUGGGUGUAUGAACAACUCGGAGCUGAUCCUUGUUCUAACGAUCGUCUUAGCGUCUCUUGUGAGAACGAUUAUCUGGAUAAAAAGUGGAAACAUGAAGAAAAUAGAAAGUACAAUACCAGGUCUGGACUAUUUCCCUGGCAGGGAUAUUAAAUUCAAAACCCCGUACAGUUUUCUCGAGUCGAGAAGGCAGAUCGACGGCGCCGAAGGUUUAUGGAGAAUUAACAACAAUUUAUACGAUUUGGAAGGUUUUGCGAGACACCAUCCCGGGGGAGCAGAAUGGAUACGUCUUACCAAAGGAACUGAUAUCACAGAACUUUUUGAGUCACAUCAUAUAACUGAUAAGGCUUCGAAACUGCUGCCGAAAUAUUUUGUAAGAGAAGCAGUCCAACCACGAAAGGUGCCAUUAACGUUCAAGCCAGAUGGUUUCUUCCACACUUUCAAACGACGCGCAGUGGAGAGUUUGAAGGGUGUUAAUUUUCAUCAACCAGCGACGAAAUCGAAUCUGAUCGCCGAUUUCUUAUUUAUCACAACUAUUCUUCUUAGUCUCGCGACGGCCCAUACGCAGUCUUACAUAUUUGUAGCAUUCGCUGGAAUUUUCCUGGCGUGGACCACGGUGAUCGCCCACAACUAUUUUCACAUGAGAGACAAUUUCCGGAUGUACUAUUUCGACAUGAGCUUGAUGUCGUCCAAAGAAUGGCGAAUAACACACGUUAUGAGUCACCAUCAUUAUCCCAACACUCUUUGGGAUUUCGAGCUUUACGCGUUCGAACCGUUCCUGAUGUUUUUACCAAAUGGUAAAAAGAACCUGCUGAGGAGCGUCAUCAGUCAAAUUGCAACUCCUCUCGUUUGGUUACUAACAUUUCUCCAUCAGGGUAUCGUAAGAUAUUAUAGUGUAUUCUAUGAAUAUAAGCAAUUCGAGUUCCGGGAUGCAGUGCCUUUCCUACUUCCUACGUUGAUGUGCUUCACCGCCCCGAGCAUUUUGAUGGCUGUGAAGCUUUGGUUUUUGAUUAUAUUCGCAGGCAGUUUCGUGUUUUACAUGAUCGGUCUCACUGCGGCGCAUCAUCAUCCCAAUAUCUUCCAUGACGGUGAUGUGUACAGGGACGAUCUGGACUGGGGUAUUCUGGAAUUGGACGCGGUGCGAGAUCGAAAUGUGGUCGACGAUUCAGACUUUUUGGUGCUGACCAACUUCGGUCAACACGGUCUUCAUCAUCUUCUACCGACGGUCGACCACUGUUACUUGCCGCUUUGCGUAAAAGCUUUCGAAGACACUUGCAAAGAUUUUGGGAUCAGCACUCAGAAGUAUACUUCGUGGGAUCUGUUCAAGGGUAUGUUUCAACAGAUUCUCCGUAACGAGCAGAAAAAGAAUUUCAGAUAGAAAUAAAACCAGUGGUAAUAUGUUAAAAUACAAUAUAUACAACGUUUAUCCAUUUGAUUUGCAAGACUGAACUGCAUGUAUGCGUACAAACGCAUAGCAAUGCAACAUAGAUAUUUUAAUUGAGCUUGAGAGAUUGUAUUUCAUUAAUUUAAUGUAUGCACGAACAAAUUUUGAGAUGAAGAAAAUAUCUGAUUUAAUUUUGACUAAUAAAUGAAUGGAAAGAAA